CAGAUGGAAUGAUCUGCGGCAACUAAACAAUCUGUGAAAGUAACUAAAGGCAAAGUCAGCUAGUAAACCUAAUAUAUUAAAAUUUAUCCAUGUCCUUUUUCCAAGUUCAAGAACUCCUUGCCAUUGUUUACUUAUCAUCAUGCUCUUAAGACACGAAAUUGUUAACAUAAUUGCCAAAUUGAGGGGCAAAUAACUGUUCUGUACCAGCCUAAGUAAUGAUGUUGUUAACUAAAAAAAAAAUAUUUAAAACCUACAUAAAGCAAUUAUUUCUCAUUUUUAGAGCCCAACUAAUGAUAAUGAUGAUUAGGUCUAUAGUAAUGAAUAAAAUCCCUUUAAAAGGCAUGAAAUAGGAAAGCUUACCCAAUUUGAGAAUGACAAUUGUAGCCCAUAAGGGAGACCUAAAAGAAACCUACUUUUAAGAAAAGUGAAGAAUGUUUCUUGGCUACAAUAAAAAGGGCUUGUGACACUUGUAAAUGAUGAUUAUAAAGAGCAAAUCUCGACACUAGUUUCUAACAUACCAGCUCCAGUACAAGCAAAAUCACCCUGACAAAGAUAAAUAAAGAAAAAAAGGCGUACGACAAUGACAGGGCCGGGCUCUUCAUGUGGAGCAUGCAAGUUCCUAAGAAGAAAGUGCACGAGUGAAUGUGUGUUUGCACCCUACUUCUGUUAUGACCAGGCUGCGACCCACUUUGCAGCAGUGCACAAGGUGUUUGGCGCCAGCAAUGUUUCAAAGCUAUUAUUACACCUACCAGUACAGAACCGAAGUGAUGCUGCUAUCACCAUAUCUUACGAAGCAUUGGCUCGGAUGCGAGAUCCUGUAUAUGGUUGUGUUGCGCAUAUUCUUGCACUCCAACAACAGAUAGCCAGCUUACAAGAGGAGAUAGACAUUCUUGGUCACCAAAUGACUAAUCUCGCAGUUGGUAUUGCUAGUUGUGAAAAUCCACAAGCAACUUUAAACCCCAGAUGUGAGAUGCAGUUUUCUUCACUUCAAGAUGCCAUGAUCCCCGAGUAUUAUCAGAAUCCACAGGACACGCAAGUGAACAACUCAGGAUAUACGACUGGAAACGAAACUUUGGAUAGCCAAAUGAAUGUAGAACUGCCUCCUUUAUAUGAAUGGGAAGAUCAAGACCCUUUCUGUGAUUUUCACCCAAAUUGUUUAGACAGACUCCUAGAAGGAGUUGACCAAGAGAUCUUCCCGUACUGGUCCUGGUUGGACAGCGCAAACAAUGCAACCUGAAGUACCAAACCCGGACCGAAAACAGCAGUUUUAGCCAAUUAGCGCAUGUGCAGCAGAUGUCUUUCGAAGGAAAGUUCUGUUUUCUUUACAUCUGCAAUUCUACAUGUGUAGAUACAGAUGAGGGUGUAGGCUUAAUCCAGUUUGAACCACCAAAUAAGCUAUUGCUAU
Ricinus communis (castor bean) is the source of this 1405-nucleotide messenger RNA. RefSeq names its product LOB domain-containing protein 33. The transcript is spliced from 2 exons. Gene Ontology annotation, biological process: hormone-mediated signaling pathway; positive regulation of DNA-templated transcription. Lineage: Eukaryota; Viridiplantae; Streptophyta; Magnoliopsida; Malpighiales; Euphorbiaceae. Gene Ontology annotation, cellular component: nucleus. The record is from RefSeq and is a predicted model, not a curated record. Bases 581 to 1237 code for a protein of 218 amino acids.